ACCAAGGCAAGAUUGAUAAUGAGAGAUUUGAGUCAGAGUUCUGUUUGUUAUUGUGUUCAGUUUCGGCAAUUUGAAAUUUUAUUUUUUAUUUUAUAACUGUUGAUAUGUUUAAGUUAACUCGAGCCUUUUCUUCGCCUCUUUUUCGCCAAAAUCUUACAAAAUGUUGGUGGCAAAAUCGACAUAUCAUUAGUCAAGUACCCCGAAAUCGAGAAGUUAGUUGCAUGAGCUACCGCCGACCGGGUUGGCGGCCAGCUCUGCGGUAUUGGCUCAGCGGUCUGCGGUCACGCUAUUGCAUGUGGAAGCUGCGACGUGUGCUCGGCCCCGAGUUUGAUGAAUUUGACUUUUUAGUGGGCGUACGGCAGGCGGCAACCCUGAUGAUCGAGGCGGUGCGCCAAGCGAAUUGGAAACGCAUACGCAGCUGCUGCACGGAUCAAGGCGCCUGUGUCAUUUAUCGCCUGACGCAGAACCAGCGCAAUUUGCAAUACACGAAGCUGGUGCGCUUCGAGAGCCAGCACCUGUGCCAGGUGAUGCCCAUUUCCGUGCAGCGGCUAGUCGAGCAGGGACGCCGUUAUGUCUACGCGAACAUUGUGUUUGUGGGCCUGCGUGACCUAUGCGAUUUUGCCAGUUCUAGGGAGCAGCAGGAGAUGCUGAAACAGAUUAGGGACGUUCUACAGGGGUCGCAGAUCCCAGAGCAAAUAACACCAACACAUCGCCGCAUUGUUCUGGGUGAAUUCAUGUUGACCCUGCGCAAAGAGCUAGCCGAGUCCGAAAGCGAGGAGAACGAGCCCAAAGACUGGCUGGUUGACGCCUACAAUAUAUUUGGAGUUAAGCUGGUGAACUACAGUCCCGUAACGUUGCAGUACCGUAUCAUUGAAUUCCUGAAACCAGUUUAAAUUCCCCGAAUGCUCAGCUCUAGCUGUACGGCUAUUGACCGUUCGGUCACCUUAUCAAUUAUUUCAAUUCUCGCUACGUGUUGCUCCAAAAAUCGUGCGCUACAUCCAAAUUAAUAAAUAUUCUAAUUCGGCACCGCUCAAUAACACGCACGUCUGUUCAGUGGCUGUCGCCGAUGUUGACUGAACGCCCCAUCGACUGUUUUGCACUCUUUAUAAUGCUCGAAUGCGCUUUUUGUAACAUUUUUGGCUAUACACAUGGAAGAUGUAGCUGAACUGCACAGUUUUUAUAAAUUUCAUAUUGGCUUUUCAAUUAAAUUAUAUUAAAUCAUUUAUAUAAUCAUU
Drosophila hydei is the source of this 1235-nucleotide messenger RNA. RefSeq lists its product as uncharacterized. Lineage: Eukaryota; Metazoa; Arthropoda; Insecta; Diptera; Drosophilidae. The record is from RefSeq and is a predicted model, not a curated record. The transcript has a single exon. Gene Ontology annotation, molecular function: ribosome binding. Gene Ontology annotation, cellular component: mitochondrial inner membrane. Gene Ontology annotation, biological process: inner mitochondrial membrane organization; protein insertion into mitochondrial inner membrane from matrix. The coding region runs from base 105 to 893 and encodes 262 amino acids.